Messenger RNA from Silurus meridionalis, 2175 nucleotides. Its product is annotated as carbohydrate sulfotransferase 8-like. The coding region runs from base 694 to 2010 and encodes 438 amino acids. Gene Ontology annotation, molecular function: sulfotransferase activity. The record is from RefSeq and is a predicted model, not a curated record. Gene Ontology annotation, biological process: proteoglycan biosynthetic process; carbohydrate biosynthetic process. Lineage: Eukaryota; Metazoa; Chordata; Actinopteri; Siluriformes; Siluridae. The transcript is spliced from 4 exons. Gene Ontology annotation, cellular component: membrane.
CUUACUUCUCUUUUACAUCAGAAGUUGUCCAGCAGUGCCAUCAAAAACUGGUGGAAACCACUGGGACCUAGCUGCACCCUUCUACUGUCUGGAGAAGUUUGGCCAAAAAGGACUUCUUGGGAGAAUUGCAGCCAAAAACCCAUAUAUCCAACAUGGAAACAAGGCUAAGUUACUAAACUAUGCAUGAAAACAGGAACUAGAGUGCAGAAAAUGACAGCAGGUGCUCUUGACUGAUGUCAAAAUCUAAAAAAUUUGGCUGCAGAAAAAAUUGUUUUCCAAAGGGCUGGAGAGCGGUACAAUAAUAAGUGUCUGCAGGCAGCAGUAAAGCAUUGUGGAAGUUCCUUGCAAGUUUGGGGCUGCAUUUCUGCAAAUCGAGUUGGAGAUUUGGUCAGGAUUAAUGGUGUCCUCAAUGCUACAAAAUACAGGCAGAUACAUAUCCAUCAUGAAAUAACAACAGGAAGGCAUCUGAUUGGCCCAAAAUAUUUUCUGCAGAAAGACAAUAAACCCAAACAUACAGCCAGUGUCAUUACAAAUUAUCUUUAAAGUAGAAAUGAACAAAGAGUCCUAGAAGGUGAUGGUUUUAUUCUCCACAGAUUCCUGAUAUCAACAAAAUCAAGUUUGUCUGGGAUUACAUGAAGAGACAGAUGGAUUUGAGGCAGCCUAUACCCACAGAAGCUCUAUGUAUAAAGUGAGAUGCUGUGGCCAGACUGUAAAGUGCUGCAGGCUAUAAAAGGAAGGCGAAGGUCAAGAUGGGGGUCCAUGCGUGGGUCCCGGCUGAAGAUCUCUUGCUCCUUCUGGUUUGUUUUGCUGUUUGGAGCUGGAGGUUUGGUACUUUUCAUCCAUCUACAGGACCUGUCAGACAUGGUGCAGCAGCAGGGACCAGGGGUCAAUUUCAAUGGCUUGACAUGGCAGAUAAGAGAGGAACUUUGUGGACAGCAGGAUAGCAACAUUACAGGCAGAAUGUCUGCAGUUUCUUUUAAAAGACAACACAGACCCAAUGGACCAAGUGUUAAUAACUAUAUCUCGCCAGUCCAUUCUCCGGCAUUCAACUGGAGCAAACUUGAUCAAGCCUCUCAUCGUGUUACCAAACGCCAUCGGAAACUUCUCAAGACAAGCUCAGCAAUUCGGUCACUCUCCAACUCCUCGUCAUUAUCUUCGCCUACACCCAAAAGCUGGCAGCACUUUUAUCAUAUGCAGAAGACUCGUCACAAGCUGAUCAAGGAAGUCUGUGCCAAAUACCGAAGCAACAUCUCGCAAACAGUAACAUCGCACCAUGUGUCUCGAAUUUAUGUAGAGGACAGGCACAAGCUGCUUUACUGUGAAGUCCCCAAAGCAGGCUGCUCCAAUUGGAAGCGAGUUCUGAUGGUGCUUGCUGGUGUUGCGUCCUCCACUCAAAAGAUAAACCAUGAGACUGUUCACUACAGCAACCACUUAACACGACUAGACAGCUUGGACCAGCAUGCAGUCUCUGAGCGUCUCCGUUCCUACACCAAGGUGCUGUUCAUCCGGGAGCCGAUGGAGCGUCUGGUCUCAGCAUACAGAGACAAAUUUGAGAGCCCAAACUCCUACUACCAUCCAGUGUUUGGCAAGCCCAUAAUCUCCAAGUACAGGGUGAAUGCAUCAAAAUCAGCACUCAGGACAGGAAGUGGGGUCACUUUUCAGGAAUUUAUCCGUUACCUGCUGGAUGUACACCGUCCCAUAGGUAUGGACAUCCACUGGGAGCCAGUAAGUCAGCUGUGCAGUCCAUGCCUGCUUGACUAUGAUUUCAUUGGCAAAUUCGAGACCAUUGAGGAGGAAGCGAACUUUCUUUUGCAUAGAGUGGGUGCUCCAAAAAACCUCACGUUCCCCACUUUCAAGGACAGAAACCCUGAAGCGGCGAGGACUUCCACACGUAUCACGCAGCAUUACUUCACACAGCUCAGUGCCUCCGACAGGCAGAGGGUUUAUGACUUCUACUAUAUGGACUAUCUAAUGUUUAACUAUUCCAAACCUUUUCAUGAUGUGUAUUGAAUAACUGAUUGAACCCUUGGCAUUGUCAUAGUUGUUAGUGUAUAGGAUUUCAAAAACGACUAGAUUAUUACAUUGUGACAUUUACGUAGUAGUAUUUCAUUCCAGCUGCUGUCAAUAAAACGUGUGAUUGCUGCACGCUAAAUUAAAACAGAGCACUAAAAAUGA